Molecule: messenger RNA, 1503 nt
Organism: Rhinichthys klamathensis goyatoka
Lineage: Eukaryota; Metazoa; Chordata; Actinopteri; Cypriniformes; Leuciscidae
Gene: mest
Product: mesoderm specific transcript
Exons: 12
Coding region: 130-1242 (370 amino acids)
Molecular function (GO): catalytic activity
Source: RefSeq, a predicted model, not a curated record
GCGAGCUCUACUUUCAGCCUGAGACCUUUGGAUCCUUGGCAACAUGACGCUUGAUAACAGUCGCGACAGACCGUUUUAAGGCCAUGCAAGUACGGAUUCCGCAGAUGACAGCUCAGUGACAGACUCUUAAUGUCACUCAACAGCACAUAUUUCAGCCCACCUGCAAAAACAGCCGACACACACUGCGAUAAAGUGCAGGGAUCGAGAAUGUCACAAGACUCACCUCAGAACGAAAGUGAGUGCGGGCCGGGCCGUCGCGUGAGCAGGGAGUGGUGGCUUCACGUGAGUCUGUUGUGCAUUCCUCUGCUCGCGGUGUAUCUGCACAUCCCUCCUCCACAGCUCUCACCUGCGCUCAACACCUGGCGCGCUUCCGGACACUUCUUCACAUUCAGAGGAAAUAACAUCUUUUACAAAGAGUCAGUUGGUGUUGUGGGAAGCUCUGAUGUCCUCCUGCUGCUUCAUGGUUUUCCUACUUCUAGCUAUGACUGGUAUAAGAUCUGGGAUUCUCUCACUCAACGCUUUAAUAGAGUCGUCGCCCUCGACUUCCUGGGCUUUGGUUUUUCGGACAAACCGCGACCACACCGUUACUCCAUCUUCGAGCAGGCCAGUGUGGUGGAGGCCCUGAUCGCUCAUUUGGGGCUUUCAGAGCAGAGGAUUAACCUCCUGUCACAUGACUAUGGAGACACUGUAGCUCUCGAGUUACUGUUCAGGAGUGACCAUAACAGGAGUGGACACGUCACCAUAAACAGCCUCUGCCUCUCAAAUGGAGGUAUAUUCCCUGAGACUCAUUAUCCAAGAUUCCUUCAGAAAGUGCUGAAGGACUCCGGCUUCAUUUCACCUGUACUCACUCGCCUAGUAAACUACCAGCUUUUCUCUAGAGGAAUAAGGGAUGUGUUUGGACCGUACACCCAGCCAACAGAAGCAGAGUUCUGGGACAUGUGGACAGGCAUUCGCUUUAACGAUGGAAAUCUAGUCAUGGACAGUGUCCUGCAGUACAUUAACCAGAGGAUGAAACACAGAGAGAGAUGGGUGGGGGCUCUAACCUCGUCUUCAACACCAUUGCACAUGAUUUAUGGACCCCUAGAUCCAGUUAAUCCACAUCCCCAGUUUAUCCUGCUCUACCAGAAACUAGUUCAAAGAUCCACAGUAUCGGUUCUAGAUGAGCAUGUGAGUCAUUAUCCACAGCUGGAGGAUCCCACAGGCUUCAUUAAUGCCUACCUUAGCUUUAUCAACUCAUUCUGAGCAAGAGAGUGAUGUGAUCAUUCUGAAAUGAGUGGAAUAUUGCUCCUAUGAAGAUGUUGUUAGAAAAUAUUCCAACACAUUUAUUAACAAACCGUAAAGUAUGCCAGUCACGUUUCUAAAUGCAUGAAACAAAGUAUUGCACCAAAUAAUCUUUACAAUUGUCAAUAAGAGUUUGCUGAAAUACAAUAUGCCAUUACUUGUAAAUACAUUUGUGUUCAAAGCAUAAAUGAUUUUAUUCAAAUAAAAAAGUCUUUGUAUGAA